CAGAUAGCUGUAUUAUUGCUUGACCUCUGGGUCAAAACAUUUUCUGUUAUGUGUUCACAGGUCCGCAGUCCAUCAAGACCCAAGUCAUGUGAAGUUCCUGGAAUGUAAGAUUAACCUGUUACUUUACUUAACCAAGUUCCUGUUAAUAUAAUGUUGUGUCAAAUAAGCCUCAGCAUGUCAAUGAUUUAGACAGUACAGUCUUCUACCUCGUAAAAUUUUAAGAACUGAGCAUUUGUCCAGACCUAGGAAUGGAAGCUGUAACAUCCACAGACAAGAACCAACUACCAACUCAGCUUUAUACACUGUGGAAGUUCUUUUUCAAAUGCAAUACUUUUACAAUAAAAAACAGGCUUUUUAAAAAUAAGUGUCAUCAUGGGAAUUGGCUGUAGAGAGUGAUUUUUUCUUGUAUCAAUAUCUAAUCAUAUAUUUUCCUGGUAAUCCUGACAUACUUUACCUGUACACCACCACCAACAUAUCAUUUUAUUAAUGUAAAUUGAUAUUUAGCUAAAAGCUAUUUUACAGGAAAACUUACAGUUAAAGGAUAUUUACGAUAAAAAGAUUAAAUUAUAUCUACUAAAAAUAUUAUGAUAUAAGUGUUAAACAUUUUGUUCUUUUCUUUGCUGGGUAACAGUAAUUUUCUUUUGGUGACUUACAGGAUGUACCCAUCAGCAGAACAUAUGUCACCAAGUGGUCCAAACUUACAGAUUGGUACCACCAACACAGGAGGAUCACUGCCAGAUUUGACAAAUCUGCACAUCCCAUCGCCACUUCCAACACCUAUUGACCCUGAUGAACAAGUUAAUCAAGUAUUGUCACCUCAGCAAUUUCAAAUGUCUCAGAGGCAGAGCCCUACUCGGCGACAACAGGGUAAUCAUCAGCCAUUGAGAAAGCCUCAAUACAUGCAUGACAUGUCAUUAAUGCCUGGAAACAUCUCACCAAACUUGGAAGACAGAUUACAACAAUUUCAGUUGUAUCCACCAGGGAAUGCUAUUAAUAAUGAUUUCAUUUCACAUGGAAAUGUUCCCAUCACAACAAGUUCCUCACCAACGUUAUCUCCCACGUCAUCGGCACCCAUCACACCUCUUUUUGGAAACUUGCCAACCAGCCCAAUGUCAUCUUUUAGUCCGGAGCUCUAUUUUAAACAACAGCAGUCACAACAACAGUUGUCGCAGCAGCCGAACACAUUAUCAUUACAACAACAACUUGAACAAUUUUCAAUGCAUCGUCCAAUGUUGAAUACAUCAAUGCAGCUGCCCUUUCAAAGUUUGCUGUCGCAAACACCAACAACAAUCCCUCAGGGAAUGUCAAGCUUAGCAAAUUUUUAUGGAGGUCAUUCAAGGGUACCAGACUUAAUUGUAACUCCUGAUGAUGAUGGGCAUAAAUCUGACUUAGCAAAAGAUCUUAGUUCAGCAAUGGCCAACACUGUUGGAGAUGAUCCUGGGGAACUGUACUCUUCGGAUGUUGUGCUUGAUCCAUUAGAUGUGGAAGGCUUUCAGAUGUUGUCUGGUCAGGAAUCAGAGCUCACUGAUGCUGCCACAGAAGAUCAAUUCCGUUUAGACAGGCUUGGGUAA
Porites evermanni is the source of this 1571-nucleotide messenger RNA. Lineage: Eukaryota; Metazoa; Cnidaria; Anthozoa; Scleractinia; Poritidae. The record is from the annotation of a GenBank genome assembly.